This is a messenger RNA of Suillus subalutaceus, 954 nucleotides long. RefSeq lists its product as uncharacterized. The transcript is spliced from 8 exons. The record is from RefSeq and is a predicted model, not a curated record. Bases 1 to 954 code for a protein of 317 amino acids. NCBI's taxonomy places the organism in Eukaryota, Fungi, Basidiomycota, Agaricomycetes, Boletales, Suillaceae.
AUGCAGAUCACUUCGAACGUCCGCGAAUCACAGCUGCAGUCAGCCAUUGCACAGCAUCAACAACAGAAUCAAUCUCUUCAGGAUGACAGUACUAAUGCCCUCACCUCCUUGGACGAGAACGAUCGUAAAGAAGUUGCAGAGCUUCAGAACAAUAUGGUACUUGAUCGUCAAAAGGCCCAAACAGAGGCCUGCGCUGAAAUAGAACACUUCUUGGCCGAGAAGAAUCUCAGUUUGAACACGAAAUGGUAUAGUUCCAAAAUUAAUUCGUUGGAUAAUCAAAUUCGACAUGCCAAUGCUCUAUCACCUGCGUUUGCACCUGCCUGGCAGCAUCUUGUUGGCAAAAAACCUGUGGCUACAUAUUCCCGUUCCAGCUCCGAUCUGAAGCGGACGGACGAGGAACCUCAGACAGACAGUAGACCCUCCCUGACUUCACUCCUAGGAGAUGUCCCGAUCAUGAACGCGACCAUAGGCAUGCUUGCUGAGGCACUUGCAAAGGUUCUUCAGACUCCUCAAAUGAUGUCUUCCCGGGGACCUUGCCCAAGACGCAAACGGCUUAAACCCCCUGUUGAAAGUUUCAUGGAUACCCAGCGCCAAGACAAUAAGGCAAAUGUCCGAGAGUUGUUCAAAAAUGCAUUCCACGCCACAAAAGACGAAGAAUUUAUGCUUCAUGUGUCAGCGUCACAUGAAGCUAUAUUGUCUUUCGCACAUGGAACGGGCCCUGGUCCUGACCCACUUGCAAUGCGAUGGGAUAUGACGACACACACACUCCAUGUGGGAACCAACAUGUCAUUGAUUUACUUUGUUCCCAGUAUGCAACUAUGUUUGGAGAAGGGUUCACCAACCUCUCAGCCUCAGCGACGGUACUCCGCAAGACCGCGCAACAAGUGGGAGAUCGACUUGUGGAUCAAACAGAUGAGCGACUGCGGCUCGCUAGGGUCCUCACUCACAGGGUGA